CUUUGACCAUCAACUAAAGAUACCGACCUUUUUUGCUUCCUCCUCGACUAACCGGUCCAACCGACCCGAAUUCGUCAAAUUAGCUGAACCAGUUAGUUCGGUCAGCUCAGUUUUUAAACUUGACAUUUCAGUGGUAAUAUACGGUCGACACGUGUCUGAGGACCCUCCUCCUCUGCUCCUAUUUAAAAGCGCCCCUCCUCUUCUUCUCCCUCCAUUGCCAUUUCGAAGAAGAAUCCAACGAAACAACAGCUGCACUCCAUUUCAGCCACCACCUCCAUUAACGACCUCAGAGAUGUGCAACCCAACUGCUACUGCACGUCCCAAGGCUCAUCUUUUGGCCACCCAUGACGAUCUGCAUCGCCAUCCCACUCUCUCCGAGUUGGCGGAGGAGAUGCGGGAGAUUGGGAAGAUCUCGGUGCCGGCGGCGGUCACCGGCCUGAUGCUGUAUUCGCGCGGAAUGAUCUCGAUGCUGUUCCUCGGGUACCUCGGCGAGUUGGAGCUCGCCGCCGGGUCGCUGGCGAUCGGGUUUGCUAAUAUUACUGGUUACGCUGUGCUCUCGGGGCUGGCGAUGGGGAUGGAACCCAUCUGCGCGCAGGCCUUCGGCGCCGACCGGCGCCGGCUCCUCGGCCUCACCCUGCAGCGCGCCACCCUGCUCCUCCUCUCCGCCUCCCUCCCGAUCGCCUUCCUCUGGUUUAACGCCCGCACCAUCCUCCUCCGAUGCGGGCAGGACGCGGAGAUUGCGACGGCAGCGCAGGUGUUCGUCGCGGCAGCCUCGCCGGAUCUCCUCCUCCUCUCCUUACUACACCCGCUCCGAGUCUUCCUCCGCUCCCAGAACAUCACCCUCCCAGUCACCUACUGCUCCUCCUUCUGCGUCGCGCUCCAUGGCCCGCUCACGUACCUUCUCGCCGUUCGCCUCCGCCUCGGCAUAGCUGGCGUGGCGGCAGCCAUGGUGUGGACCAACCUCAACCUCCUUGUUUGCCUCCUCCUCUUCCUCCUCCUCUCUGGCGCAUGCCGCGAUACGUGUCCCGGCGGUGGAGGCGGCUUCCUCUCGGGCGAAUGCUUCCGCGGGUGGCCAGCGCUGCUCCGCCUUGCGGCUCCAUCUUGCGUCUCCGUCUGCCUAGAAUGGUGGUGGUACGAACUGAUGAUCCUCCUCAGCGGCCUGCUUGCGCACCCCCGCGCUGCCGUGGCCUCCAUGGGCAUCCUCAUCCAGACUACCUCCCUCGUCUACGUCUUCCCCAACGCUCUCAGCUUCGGCGUCUCCACCCGCGUCGGCAACGUCCUGGGUGCCAAUCGCCCGGCCAAGGCCCGCGACGCCGCCGCUUCCGCCCUCGCCGCCGCCCUCGCCCUCGGCCUCGCCGCCACCGCCUUCACCGCCUCCAUGCGCCACCAGUGGGGGCGCCUCUUCACCCGCGACCCCGAAAUCCUCCACCUCACCACUCUUGCGCUCCCCAUCGCCGGCCUCUGCGAGCUCGGCAAUUGCCCGCAGACCGCCGGUUGCGGAGUCCUCCGCGGCAGCGCCCGCCCUGCCACCGGCGCCAACAUCAACCUGGGCUCCUUCUACUUGGUCGGCAUGCCGGUGGCAAUUCUCCUCAGCUUCGUCGGAAAAAUGGGCUUGCCGGGGCUGUGGCUGGGGCUCCUUGCAGCGCAGGCAACGUGCGCCUCGCUUAUGGCCGGCGCCGUCGCCAGAACAAAUUGGGCAACAGAGGCAGAGCGCGCCAGACGCUUAACCGACUCUUCUUCUUCUCCUUCAAUGAUUCCAAUUACUAAUUCCAAUGAAAUAACUCCAAUAACUACUCUGUCUCUCAUCUCCGUGGAAGCCGAGAAGACGAAGACCACCCCAACCCUUGAAGACAUUCUAGCCAUCAUUAAUGGUGAUCCAGAAACAGCUCCUCUCAUUCUCCCUCUCCCUGUGAAUUAAAUUCUUUUCCAUUUUUGUGGUUUUGAUCAUGAUAUAGUUUGCAAGCUUAUCUAAUUCCUCUAUUAAUUUUCUCAUCGUUUUCGUCGUCGUCGUCUUCUUCUUCUUCUUCUAAUGGAUCGGACUGAGGGGAAAUGUGAUUAAAGAUGGUAAUGAAUGAAGUAAGGGAGACAGCCACUCUCUGUGAUUAAA
Molecule: messenger RNA, 2107 nt
Organism: Zingiber officinale
Lineage: Eukaryota; Viridiplantae; Streptophyta; Magnoliopsida; Zingiberales; Zingiberaceae
Product: protein DETOXIFICATION 48-like
Exons: 2
Coding region: 293-1918 (541 amino acids)
Biological process (GO): xenobiotic detoxification by transmembrane export across the plasma membrane
Cellular component (GO): membrane
Molecular function (GO): xenobiotic transmembrane transporter activity; antiporter activity
Source: RefSeq, a predicted model, not a curated record